GCGGAACCUUCAAGCGGAGCAGGUUGCUCGACGAACGUAUUUUUCAAAUGGACCGCGGGUACAGCGCAAAACCAAGUCCCCGCUAGUUUAUUUUAGUGCUCUUGAACAACCAACUCAGAUACAAAGAAGCUGAGGACAAAGUAGUAACUUAUUUAUAACACACGCAGACACUGACGUGUGAAGACUGUUCUACUUUUUAUGUCCCGGUUCAUUGGUUUAUGAAACGAGUCGUUCACAAGCACACCGCUGGGCUGAAAGCAGAGUUGUCUCGCUGCGGUUGCUCACUGCUCAGAUGUCGUGCACGCUGGUUGGCGCCUCUGGAGCUCGGGUCCCUCUGGAGGAUGGACGAGCUGUGAUUCUGGGCCGGGGUCCGGUCACAGGGGUCACCGACAAGAAAUGCUCCAGGCACCAGGUGAAGGCGGUGGCUUGCUAUGCAGACCAGGAUGUGGUCGUCACUCAGCUGGGUCCCAAUCCCAGUUUCCUGGAUGGUGAGAAGCUGGGCAGGGGCCAGUCUGGGAAACUCAGCCAUGGAGGCACUCUCUACCUGGUUAACCAGGACCAUCCAUUUAAACUGCACUACUCUCUGAGCUCCAAUGGUGCAGCCUCCAGCACUGCACAGAAAGGGCUGAAAGCCAACGAUAAGACAAAAGGAGGAAGGAACGUGAAAGAAAAAGAGGCACACUCGAGUCCAACACCUAAACGCAGUAUAAAGGAUUUCUUUUCUACCUCCCCGAUGAAGUCAUCUAAAAGACGACUGAGCCCGGAGAGGGGUCAUCCUGAGGUGAAGCGCCAAAGGAUGGAAGAAGAGGCCUCAGGUCGAUGGAGGAAGGAAGAAGAGGAAGAUGAGGAGGAGAGACUGGUAGAGGAUAAGCUCAAGCAGCUGCAGGAGUUAGCUGAGAAGUCUAUGGCAGAGAAGAGUAACAGCACCCAGCCUUCAUCGUCAUCAUCAUCAUUAUCAUCAUCAUCAAAGGCCUGUCUAAAGAGCAGUUGGCAGCAGAUAGGCAACCUGAUGUUUUAUACCGCUGCUGGAGUCAGAGGGAGUGACAAGAUUGCUGGGUUUGACAUAGAUGGCUGCAUCAUUACCACCAGGUCUGGGAAAGUCUUUCCCACUGCACCUGAUGACUGGAAGAUUCUGUAUCCAGAGAUUCAGCCCAGGCUGGCCACUUUGCUCAGAAAAGGAUAUAAGGUGGUGUUCUUCACCAACCAGAUGGGCAUCGCUAAAGGCAAACUGAGACCAGAAGUCUUCAAGUCGAAAGUGGAGGACAUCCUCGCCACGCUGCAGUUACCUGUGCAGGUGUUUGUAGCAACCGGUCCUGGUAUCUACAGGAAACCAGUUAUGGGAAUGUGGAAUCACCUGUGUGAGAAGGCAAAUGAUGGUGUCACUGUUGACAAAACAGAGAGUUUUUAUGUAGGAGAUGCUGCAGGUAGGCCGGAGAACUGGGCUCCAGGGAAGAAGAAGAAGGAUUUCUCCUGCAGUGACCGACUGUUUGCUCUGAACAUCGGGUUGCAGUUCCACACCCCAGAAGAAUACUUUUUGGGCUGGAAGAGCGCCCCCUACAGGAUGCCGGAUUUUGACCCUAGGAAGCUUGACUCCACUGCCGGGCUGUACGACCCACCAUCCGCCUCCCUCACGUCCAGCAAGACGGAAGUCAUCGUUGCCGUGGGUUUCCCUGCGUCGGGUAAAUCCACUUUCUUCCACACCCACAUCAUUCCAAAAGGCUAUGUGUAUGUCAACAGGGACACACUCGGUUCAUGGCAGAGCUGUGUGUCGGCAUGUGAGCGUGCUCUGAAGGAGGGACGCAGUGUUGCCGUAGACAACACCAACCCAGACGCUGAGUCUCGCAAACGAUAUGUGGAUGUGGCCAAAGCGACAGGAGUGCCCUGUCGCUGUUUCCACUUCUCAGCCUCUCUGGAGCAAGCCAAACACAACAACAGAUUCCGUGAAAUGGCUCCAUCAGACAGUAAACACGCCAAAGUCAAUGACAUGGUUUUCCACAGCUACAAGAAACACUUUGUGGCUCCUUCUCUCUCUGAGGGAUUCUCCGAGAUCCUCCAGAUCGACUUUGUCCCAAACUUCAAGGACAUCCAAUCAGAAACCUUGUUCAGACAGUUUUCUGAGGGCUGACUGGACAGCUGGCUUUCGAACACCAGCAUGA
Xiphias gladius (swordfish) is the source of this 2156-nucleotide messenger RNA. RefSeq names its product polynucleotide kinase 3'-phosphatase. Gene Ontology annotation, cellular component: nucleus. Gene Ontology annotation, molecular function: polynucleotide 3'-phosphatase activity; ATP-dependent polydeoxyribonucleotide 5'-hydroxyl-kinase activity; double-stranded DNA binding. Gene Ontology annotation, biological process: DNA repair. NCBI's taxonomy places the organism in Eukaryota, Metazoa, Chordata, Actinopteri, Istiophoriformes, Xiphiidae. Bases 293 to 2125 code for a protein of 610 amino acids. The record is from RefSeq and is a predicted model, not a curated record. The transcript is spliced from 17 exons.